CAGCACGCAAUCUGUCAUCGAGCCACAAUUGAGUGCAGAAUCCCAGCUUAACUGCAUCUUACAAAUCCUGCCAUUCUGCCAAAAUGCCAAUCACGUAGAAUCAUGGAAUUUCCGGUGCUCGCCAAUCUUAGGACCACUAUUGAUCGGCGAACCUGUCGGUGGAUGGUGACGGGUAAGAGUCAGGGGAGAUAGCCGCUACGUCCGCAGGACUCAAAUCCAUCGAUUUGAAUCAUAUCCUACUUCUUACUUAAACGUCAGAGUCCUGUCCUCUCGUAAUUACAGCCAUAUUUCUUCUUAUCACCAUCGGAUGGAACUAAGCAUGCCCUGAUAGCCUGCUUAAAGACAUUAGGAUAAACGUACCGGUCUGAGGGCAGCGCGAGACAGGAGACGUUCACCUGGCCUCCUUUGGCCAGACGUUGAGAAGCUCCGUGAAUGUUCCGCCGAAAGAGAUGGCAGUUGAAUGAUUCUGCUUCCCCUGCCGAAUCAAAACCUCCGUCGCAGCCAUGGGAUGUUCCCGGCACAGUGAAACUUCCCAUUUUCUUUCUCCGUCUACGUUUCCUCGUCUGUCUUGUUGUCCUUGCACUAGUCUUUACCGUCAUUCUGGUUGUUCUGGCCGUGACCAAUGUCUUCGAUGGAACCGAGGAGCAGAUCCCGACGGUGACAGUGCGGAAUGGUACCGUUGAGGGUGUAUACCUGAAGGGAUAUGAUCAGGAUCAAUACCUGGGGGUUCCAUAUGCCGCUGCCCCUGUUGAUGACCUCCGAUUUCGCAAUCCGCAGCCUCUCGCUGAGGGAUGGGGACCCGAGUCGUUUAAAGCAAGGGAACACCAGAAAGCAUGCAUCGGCUACACCCAAGGGUCUCUGGACCAGUCCGAAGACUGUCUCUACCUCAACAUCGUACGAACUAGAACAUGCCAGGGCGGUUGUCCGGUCGUGGUGUGGAUCCAUGGCGGAGCGUAUACCAGCGGCAGCCCGACGGACCCGCAAUACGACAUGAGUUUCAUAGCGCAUCAAGCCGACAGAAUCGGGAAGCCCAUGAUUGCGGUGUCCAUCGCCUACCGUCUCAGUGUCUGGGGGUUUCUGUUCUCGAACCAGACGAUCGAAAGCGGAGAUACGAACAUGGGCCUCCGUGACCAGCGCUUGGCGCUUCGAUGGGUCCAGGAGAAUAUCGCCGCGUUCGGGGGAGAUCCGAGUAAGAUUACUCUUAUGGGUGAAUCGGCAGGCGCGUCGUCAGUUGGCUAUCAUUUGACGGCUUAUGGUGGUCAAGAUGAGAAGCUGUUCCGGGCUGCGAUUAUGCAGAGCGGGUCACCUAUUUUCUAUGGCUCAAUCAACGACAUAGAGACGCAGCAAAUAUUAUACGACGACCUUGCGAAUCAAACAGGUUGCGGACUUGCGCUCGAUAGUCUGCGAUGUCUCCGCGAGCAACCUUUCGAGCGGAUCGAUGGCGUUGUUCGAAAUAAUGCGACGCUUUGGCUCUCAUGGAACCCAGCCAUCGAUGGAGACUUCAUACAAAACCACACCUCCACCCAGCUUUCCGAGGGUGCGUUUGUCCGAGUUCCGAUCCUGACUGGCGUCAACGCAGACGAAGGCACAGGAUUCACACCGUAUGGGAUCUACGACGAUGCGGAUUUCUUCUACGCUCUGACAAACAAAACCUAUGUUCAAGGCGUAUCUGAGGCCUUGGCAACGGAACUCGGCAGAAUAUAUGCGGACGAUCUAUCCCAGAACAUCCCGGCGACUGCCGGGACAUAUCGACCCCCUUAUCCCCAGGGGAACCAAUGGCGAAGAGCCGCAACCUACUUCGGAGACGCGACGUUCCACGCGAACAAGCGUUUAACUUGCCAGGCGUGGGCCUCUCACGAGGUUCCCGCCUACUGCUACCUCUUCGAUGCGUUACCGAACGCCUCCACUGAAGAUAUAAUGGGGGUCGCCCACUUUGUAGAAGUGCCAUAUGUGUUCUACAACCUCCAGGGCAAAGGGCAUGAGGGCGGCCCCAGGCCGUUCGACCAUAGCGGGGCGCGAUAUCUGGAGUUGGCUCGGUUGAUGUGUCACUCAUGGGUCAGUUUUAUAGAUACGAUGGACCCGAACGGCUUCCGGCAGGAUGGAGGUGAAUUUAGCGAUUUGGAAGCCUGGCCGCGCUAUGGCACUGAUGGACGGAACUUCGUCUUUACAGCGGAGCGGCCGUGUCGGGCGGAGUUGGAUGAUUAUAGAGCGGACGGAAUUGCGUUGAUCAAUGAGGAUCCAGCGAAUACAUAUAAUAGAUAAGGUUUAGACGAAUUUUAGACAAUAAUUAG
Messenger RNA from Eremomyces bilateralis CBS 781.70, 2291 nucleotides. RefSeq names its product alpha/beta-hydrolase. Gene Ontology annotation, molecular function: carboxylic ester hydrolase activity. The transcript has 2 exons. The coding region runs from base 433 to 2262 and encodes 609 amino acids. NCBI's taxonomy places the organism in Eukaryota, Fungi, Ascomycota, Dothideomycetes, Eremomycetales, Eremomycetaceae. The record is from RefSeq and is a predicted model, not a curated record.